Salvia splendens (bonfire salvia) is the source of this 1436-nucleotide messenger RNA. RefSeq lists its product as uncharacterized. Lineage: Eukaryota; Viridiplantae; Streptophyta; Magnoliopsida; Lamiales; Lamiaceae. Bases 140 to 1264 code for a protein of 374 amino acids. The transcript has 5 exons. The record is from RefSeq and is a predicted model, not a curated record.
AGUGACUGACGAAUUAAAAAAGUCGCAAUCAGAUCUCCCAACUAACAGAUUGUUAUAAAACACACUUCACCUCUUCCAAUCUCUCAACUUGCCUUGUGAUUUCAAGUAUUCAAUUCAAAUCUGAGAAUCCAAGGCAAUUAUGGCGGCUGGACCCCCCAGAAAAAUAUCAGCCGCCUCCGCCAGGGCUCACACUCGAAAACCCAAGCCCAGUGCUUCCUCUGAAUCCUCUGGGGUUCUCAUCAAAGUGCUUUUAGUUGGAUUGGUGGGUUUUCUAGCUUUGGCUUAUCAAGCUACAAAGCCUCCUCCGCCAAAGACAUGUGGCUUCGAAGGUGGGCCUCCAGUUACAGCGCCGAGAAUACAGCUCAAGGAUGGGAGGUACUUGGCUUACAAAGAAUCUGGCGUGCCAAAGGAUGUGGCAAAACACAAAAUAGUGUUUAUCCAUGGAUUUGAUAAUUGCAGGCUUGAUGUUUCUGCGUUAACAGCUAACCUCUCACCGGAUAUUGUUGAUAGUAGAGGCAUAUACAUUGUUUCGUUUGAUAGACCUGGUUAUGGAGAGAGUAGUCCUCACCCUGCCCGGACUGUUAAGAGCCUAGCUUUUGACAUUGAGGAGCUUGCUGAUCAGUUGAGUCUAGGACCCAAAUUCUAUGUCAUUGGAUUUUCAAUGGGUGGGCAGGUUGUUUGGAGCUGCCUCAAGUAUAUACCUCACAGAUUAGCCGGAGCUGCUCUGUUAACACCAGUUGUGAAUUAUUGGUGGCCUGGUUUCCCUUCAAACUUGUCUCAAGAAGCAUAUAACAAGCAGCUCACACAAGACCAGUGGACUCUUCGUGUAGCUCACUACUUGCCAUGGCUAACCUACUGGUGGAACACACAGAAUUUCUUCCCUGGUUCAAGCGUUAUUGCUCACCACCCUGACGUCUUCUCUAAUCCUGACAAGGAACUACUUCCAAAGGUUAUUUCUUUGUCCACGGAGCAUCAGACAACACCAAGACAACAAGGCGAGUUUGAGUCUCUUCAUCGUGAUACAAUGAUUGGUUUUGGGAGCUGGGACUUCGAUCCAAUGGAUCUGAAAAAUCCGUUCUCGGAAGGUGGAGGUUCAGUUCACUUAUGGCAGGGGGAUGACGAUAAUCUUGUUCCUGUUACCCUGCAGCGUUACAUUGCCAGUCGGCUUCCAUGGAUUCAAUACCACGAGUUGUCAGGUACUGGACAUAUGUUUCCAUACGCUGAUGGAAUGGCCGACACCAUCGUACAAGCACUUAUAGGUUAAAAACAAAGGCUUCUGAUAAUUAUUGGCAUUUAGAGCUUCCACUGCUCUCUAAGUUGUAUGUUGUAUUUUGUACUAAUUUUUUUCCUUGAUAAGACAAUAGUUUGUGUUUAAAGAAAGGACGAUGAUUUUUGUCUGAAUUUAUUGAGUUCACGGAGGUAUUAAUUUUGAUUAA